GUUAUUACGUGAAAUGGUAUAAAAACUGAGAUUUUAUAUGUAGCAUGUAUAUUAAAAAAAAAGAUAGUAAUUUAACAAUAAUUUCUUGUUGAACCAAAAUUUACAACAAUGAAAUUCUUUCUGGUAUUCCUUUUAGUUGCUGUAAUGGCUCAUAGUUCAUUGCAAAAAGCUGCAUUAUUCCCGACGUGUGAUGGGGAAAAUGAGGUACAAGGAUGUGAACCAUGUUGCCCUGAGCUAGAAGUAAGCUGUCAAAAGAAAGUGCCAGGUACAUGCCCAAGCCCAAUUUGUUUAGCCAUUUGCAAACUGAAAUGCGUUUGUGCUCAAGGAUAUCUCCGGGACCAGGUAUCUGGAAAAUGUGUGAAGGAUUGUUAAACCUUAUUUGGAAGAUCACUUUUAAAUGGAAAUAAAGAUUUGUCUUGUAUUAAUAAUUUAGUCAUUAAAUUCUUGGUGCCAUGAAAUAA
Messenger RNA from Diabrotica virgifera virgifera (western corn rootworm), 461 nucleotides. Its product is annotated as venom peptide SjAPI-like. The transcript is spliced from 2 exons. Bases 109 to 372 code for a protein of 87 amino acids. Lineage: Eukaryota; Metazoa; Arthropoda; Insecta; Coleoptera; Chrysomelidae. The record is from RefSeq and is a predicted model, not a curated record.